Messenger RNA from Camelus dromedarius (Arabian camel), 1726 nucleotides. RefSeq names its product leucine-rich repeat-containing protein 37A-like. The record is from RefSeq and is a predicted model, not a curated record. The transcript has 2 exons. The coding region runs from base 193 to 1209 and encodes 338 amino acids. Lineage: Eukaryota; Metazoa; Chordata; Mammalia; Artiodactyla; Camelidae.
CAGCCUGCAGAGCGCCCUGAGUAUGACUCUGCCCCACUCCAGCAAGAGGCCCCAGCGCAAGUUCCGGGGUCCCCUGGUGAGAAUGUACCUCAGUUUCCAGCGAGUGAAGAGGCAGCAGCUCGACCUGGAAGUAACUAUCCAGCUCACUCCAAGCUGUCCAGUGUUACACUUAAACCUGUGGAUUUGGAACUUAUGGUCACUCCAGAGCCUGCUAAGGAAGGCGAGUUUACCGCAGCCCAGCAGGAGCCCCGGCCUCAGCCUCCUGAAUAUUCUGUGGAGGCAGAACCUUCUCCAACCCCGCAGGAUGCCACAGGUCAGCCUCCAGAGCCUCCUGAGGAAGCUGAGCCUUCUCCAGGUGAACAGGGACGACCGGCUCAGCCUUAUGAGCCUAAUGGGGAAGUUGUACCCUUCUCAACCCAGCAGGAGAGCCCAGCUCAGCCCACAGAGCAUCCUGAGGUGGUGAACCCAGCCACCCAGCAGGAGAGCCCAGCUCAGUCUCCAGCAGAGAUAGAGCCUUCCGCAACCCAGCAGGAAAGCACAGCUCAGCGUCCACAGUCUCCCGCUGAGGCCGAACCCUCUCCAGCUCAUUCUCAAGAUCAUGUGACAACAGCUUCUCCUCCAGGCCAGGAUCAAGCUCAGUCUCUGCAGUGGCCCAGUGUCACUGUUAAACCUGUGGACCUUGCACUCACCAUAACUUCAGGGCCCACAAGUGAAGCUGGACCUUCUCCGCCCCAACAGGAGGCCUCAUCUCAGUCUGCAGGGUCCCCUGAGCAGUUGGAACCGUUACUGGUCGAGCAGGAGGUUCCGGAACAGCCUCCAGCCCCCUCAGGAAAUGGUGAACCUUCUCCAGUCCAGCUUGAGCCCCCAACUCAGCCUCCAGAGACCUCUACAGCUGCCACAGCUCAACAUCCAGUACAUAAUGAGGUGACGUUCUCACCUGCAGGGCCAGGUGAAGCUCAGCAUCCAGUGAUGCCUAGUACCAUAGGCAAACCCCUGGAUCUCACAGUUGUCAUCACUCCAGAGCCUGCUAAGGAGGCUGAAAGUUCCCCAGAGCAGCAGGAGGGCUCUGCUCAUUUUCCCGUUUCCCCCGAGCAGGCUGAAAUUUCUCCAGUCCAGUCUAAGCCUCUUUCUCCGUCUCCGGAGCACCCUGGGAAGGUUGAAUCUCCCAGGACAACAAGAGGCCACAGCUCAGACUACAGGUCCCCCUGAGGGGGUGGGGCUUUCUUCGGUCCAGGAGGAAGCCCCGUCUCAACCUCCAGAGCCACCUAAGGAGGUUGAGAUGACAGUUGGAAGACCAGGACAGAAUCACGCUCAGCAUUCCAGCUCGCCCAGUGUCACUCAUAAAGCUUUGGACCUGGGGCUGACCGAGGCCUGGCUCAGACGCAGCAGCCUGAGGGCACCAGGGAGGCCCGGCUGCAGCAGGGGCGGUGGGGUCUGUCCUCUCCCACCCUCAUCUCAGCAUCAGGAAAAUCUGUUCACUGUAGACUGGAGGGACUAGGGGCUGGAGACGGGGGAGAGCCAUGAAAACAGCUCCUUCCUUAAAAGAAAGGGUGGACAAAUCACUCCAUCGUUACUCUUCGUGUCUAGGGAGACAGAGAGAUGGAAAGAGAGACCAGGGCUCAUCUCCAGCUAUUGACUCAGCGGUCUGACUGUCAGCAGUCAGAGAAGCCAAGGGGGAUGGUAUGUUUCUGGUACUGUCUGCCCAAAACCCACUGCAAGCCCCAUC